AUGGGAUCAGGAUUGGGAAUCCCGACCCCGCUGCUGCUCCUGGUGCUCUUCGCGCUCCAUCCCAUAAUAGGGAAUGUCCCCGAGCCUCUGCUGGUGCUGGAGGGGCUGGAGCAGGCCGGGAUCCGGCUCCGGUGCCUCUCGGAGCGGCCUUUUCCCGAAAUCCGGCUGCUCUGGAGCGGCGCCAAUGGCGAGAACCUGACGGGAAUUCCAGAGCCGACGGAGGCCGGGAAUGCUGGCAGCUCACUGCUGCUCCGGCCGGGAUUUGGGAAUGCCGCGUCCUGCCGGGCCCUGGACCCCCAGCUCGGCACGGCCGCAGAAUCCUCCAUCGUCAUCGCCGAGGUUUUCUUCCCAGCCACGUCGCCGUGGCUGGCGGCGCUGGUGCUGCUCCUGCUGCUGGCGCUGGGCCUGGCGCUGGCGGCCGCUUUCCGACUGCGCCAGCGGAUCCGGGCCCAGCUCGAGUUCAGGCGGGCUCAGAGCCACGCAGUGUCCCUGACCCUGGACGAGCACUGCCACCACCCCUCGGUGGCCAUCCGGGGCCGCUCCGUGCUGGCCGCGGGCUCGGGGCCGCGCCGGGUCCUGGCCGUGGCGCGCGAGGGCUUUUCCCAUGGGAAGCAUUACUGGGAAGUGGAGCUGGGCCCGGGGCACGGCUGGGAGCUGGGCGUGCUGGCCGAGGAGAUCCGGGAUUCCCUGCGCCGCUCCUGGGGGAAUGUCCUGCACCGCUCCCCGAGCGAUUCCCUGGAAAAUUCCCUGCAGGAUUCCCUGCACAAUUCCCUGGGAAAUACCCUGCAGGAUUCCCUGCAGGAUUCCCUACAGGAUUCCCUGCGCAAUUCCCUGGAAAAUUCCCUGCACCAUUCCCUGCAGGAUUCAAUGCAGGAUUCCAUGCAGGAUUCCACACAGGAUUCCCUGCCCAAUUCCCUGCACCAUUCCCUGCAGCAUUCCCUGAAAUUUUCCCUGCAAAAUUCCCUUCAGGAUUCCAUGCACAAUCCCCUGCAGGAUUCCCAUCCAAAUUCCCUGCCCAAUUCCCAGCAGGAUUCCCUGAAAAAUUCCCUGCAGGAUUCCCAGCACAAUUCCCUACACCAUUCCCUGCAGGAUUCCCUGCCCAAUUCCCUCCAGGAUUCCCAACAGGAUUCCCUGAAAAAUUCCCUGCAGGAUUCUGUGCAGGAUUCCCCACAGGAUUCCAUGCACCAUUCCCUGAAAAAUCCCCUGGAAAAUUCCCAGCAGGAUUCCCAUCCCAAUUCCCAGCCCAAUUCCCAGCCCAAUUCCCCUCCCGAUUCCCCGCCCUCCAUCCCGGCGGCCAAGGCCCCAGCCCUGCGCUGUUCCCGGGGGGAAUUGCGGCUCCCCGGCGGGAAGCUGCAGCGGAAUUCCGGGCCCUGCCAUGUGCUCGGGGUGCUCCUGGACCAGGAGCGCCGCGUCCUCUCCUUCUUCGACGCCGAGGAAAAGCAGCGCCUGGGAUCCGUGCCCCUGGAAAUUCCCGGGAAUCUCUUCCCGUUCUUCAGCCCAGGAUGUGCCGGGAACGCGCUGGGGAUCCGGCCCGUGCGGGUGUGAA
Catharus ustulatus (Swainson's thrush) is the source of this 1546-nucleotide messenger RNA. RefSeq lists its product as uncharacterized. Lineage: Eukaryota; Metazoa; Chordata; Aves; Passeriformes; Turdidae. The record is from RefSeq and is a predicted model, not a curated record. The coding region runs from base 1 to 1545 and encodes 514 amino acids. The transcript has 6 exons.